Molecule: messenger RNA, 2602 nt
Organism: Centropristis striata (black sea bass)
Lineage: Eukaryota; Metazoa; Chordata; Actinopteri; Perciformes; Serranidae
Exons: 15
Coding region: 120-2393 (757 amino acids)
Molecular function (GO): protein binding
Source: RefSeq, a predicted model, not a curated record
UAAGAAGCUCAUGGCUGCACGCUGAAUAGCGAGCAUGAACUGAACUGUUAAUAACUCCUCAACAAUAUUCCGGGUUUGAUCCCGUUUGCCAGUGGUGUGAGCGGGUCCAGCGGGUCAGCAUGGCCUCAGAGGAGGACGACGCUCUGCUCUUUCUAAUCUUCCAGCACCUAAAGGUGAACGGCUACAAGAAAGCUGCGAAGGUGCUGGAAAAACACGUUGCUCAGAUCGAGACACCAGAGGAAGGCUCCAACCUUCAUGAUAUCUACACUGGCUGGAUGAAGCUGUGCUCUCUGGCUCAGGACGCCAAGCAGGAGACAGAAGACUCCACUUCUCUGAAGAAGAAGAGCAUCAAACCAGAACCUGCCACCAGCGAAGAAGAAGAGGGCGCAGACGCUAAACUCUCCAACAACGUGGAAGCAAAACCUCCACCUGAGUCGGAUGGUGUCGAGCCUCCCAGUGAGGAGAAAGAAGCUGAGGCCGCCUCUGAGCCGAAGCUGAAUCCUGCAGGUGAAACCAAAACUGCAAGCUCCGAUAGCGAAGAAGAAGAAAAAGAGCAGGAAGAGACAAAAACAGAGCAGGAGUCUGCUCCUGUUGAAGAGUCUGCUGAGGGGGUUGAAGCCGGGGCAGUCGAGGCCAGCCAGGCUGCCCCUGACCAGGCAGAGGAUCAGAUUGUGGCCUCUGAUCCCGCCGUGACCACCACUUUAGAUACAGAGGAGCAUAAAGAGGACGAGGAUGAGCUGAAGCAGGAGACUGAAGCAGCCACAGAGGAAAUCUCUGCACCUGAACAGACAGCUGUCAAUCAAACUGAGGAAGAAAGCAGCGCUGCAAAGGAGCAGAGCCAGGCGGAGUCCGCAACGUCAGACCUGACAGCUCAGGAGACCAAUGACCAGCCAGCAGAGAGCGAAGCCCCGCCCCCUGCAGACCCUGAUUCUGAAAAUCCAAAUGUGGAAAAGGAGGAAGAGGAAUCCAAGAAAACAGAGGACAGUGAAGUUACGUCCUCGCUGAAUCCUGAGGACCCGACAGAGCCGUCAACAACUUCAGAGGACCCCGUCAACGACACAGAAAAAGCAGAAGAGGGAUCAGUCCCAGAAGGCUCAAUCAUCCUCAAUAUCGAAGUCGAAGACAGCGAGAAAGAAACCGGCCAGCUGCUCCCUGAAGAGGCUGCAGAGUCCGGAAAAGAUGCUAAAACCCCCAAGAAGAAGAAGAAAAAGAAGAGCAAAGAGGAUACAGACGCUGCAGAUACACCGAGCACAGACGCUUCCACCGUAGAGUCAUCCAGUGAUACUUCUCUUUCCACCAAGACUGCCAAAAAGAAAAAGAAAGACAAAAAGAAAGCAGAAGAGGUAGCUGAGGAAGAGGAGAAUCAGGAGAAAGAGGAGGAGGUGGAGGAGGAGCAGCAACAGCAGGAGGACACAUCUCAGACCACUUCGCCAGAGAAGAAGAAGAAGGCAAAGAAAAGAAAAAUGGUGCAAGAUGAAGUGGAAGAGAAAGACGAAGAAACUCCUGUCACUCCUUCAGAAAAUAAAAGAAAAAAGAAAAAGAAUAAGGGGAAAGAUGCAGAAGAGGAGCCGAGUGAGACAGUAGUGGUGGAGAAGGAGGAGGAGAAUCCUGCAGCGCCAACAGAGGAGAAAAAGAAGAAGAAGAAAAAGAGGAAAAAGGAGGGUGGACAAGAUAAAGAGGAGGUGCAGUCUGACGAAAAACCAGCAGGGGGCGACGAAGAUACAGAAAAGGAGCUGGAAGCCACAGAUGCAAACUCCUCUCAGCUCUCCUCGACCAAAAAGAAAAACCGUCUCAGGAAGAAACUCAGCCUGAAAAAGAGAUUGAGGGUCCACAAACAAGCAGAGAAGAAACUGAGGCUCAAGGCGAAAGCAGAGAAGAAGAAGAAAAAGAAGAAGAGCAGCGGCGAGACUUCAGGAGAGACCGCAGCAGACGGCGAGAAACAAGAACAGACACCUCGACCAAAACCAACCAAAAGACCUCAACCCGAUUCUGCCCCGGAGGAAGACGACACACCAAAGAAGAAGAAAAAGAUGAAAAUGAACACAGAGCAAGAAGAAAAUUCCUCAAAAGAAAACCAGCCGCCAAAGACAAAGAAAAAGAAAAAGGAGAGAUUAGUGAAGGGGGAGGCUGACAGUGGUGUGAUCAGCGCUGAGCUUCCUGAAGUUGACUCGUCUCCACUUUCAAAGGAAAGCAAGAAGAAGAAAAAGAAGAAAACUGGAGGAGGCGAGGAGACAACGGAGAGCCCCGCCCCCAUCACUGUGAGCCAAGACACACCUGCAAAGAAGAAGAAGAAGAACAGAUUAAAAGAGAAACUGGAAGAGGCAGAGCCGACUGCAGACGAACAAACUCCUCCAGCUUCUACGAAAAAGAAGAAAAAGGCGAUAUCUGGUUAAAUCUGGGUGGAUUCUCUGAUCAGAUGUCAGUGGAGAACAAUCCUGUCUUGGACGGAAACAGGAUAGAAUGCAUCAUGUUAGUGCCUUUACCCCUCAGUGUUUAGUCAUGUUUCACUGUCUUCUUACUCUGGGGGGGAGAGAAUUGGUAAAAUUUGGGAGGAUAUUUCAUGAGCUUGUGACUGCAGCCCAACCAAAAUAGGAUAAUGGGA